Daucus carota subsp. sativus is the source of this 1877-nucleotide messenger RNA. RefSeq names its product SUPPRESSOR OF GAMMA RESPONSE 1. The transcript is spliced from 6 exons. Gene Ontology annotation, cellular component: nucleus. The coding region runs from base 129 to 1589 and encodes 486 amino acids. The record is from RefSeq and is a predicted model, not a curated record. Gene Ontology annotation, biological process: regulation of DNA-templated transcription. Gene Ontology annotation, molecular function: DNA-binding transcription factor activity; transcription cis-regulatory region binding. Lineage: Eukaryota; Viridiplantae; Streptophyta; Magnoliopsida; Apiales; Apiaceae.
CAAUUAAGUAGUGUUUGGAGUUGCAAAGUUCAACUCAGUACAAAGGAGACUACUCAAAGACUUGAACACUGAUUUGGGGAAGAACUCAAACAACUUAAGCAGCACCCACUUCACAAUCUUGAUCAUCCAUGGCUGGAUCUUCGUGGUUGGUGGAUGGUCAUAGAAUUGCUACAAAAAUCAAAAGUGCUUCUGGUGCAUAUGAUCUUGAGAGAGUCAGCUGGAAGAGCAACCCUACUAAGGCAUGCCCAAAUUGCAAUCAUAUUGUCGACAAUAGUGAUGUUACAGAGCAGUGGCCAGGAUUACCAAGAGGGGUGAAAUUUGACCCAACUGAUCAAGAAAUUUUAGGCCAUCUACUUGCCAAAGCUGGUUGUGAGAAUUUGAAACCUCAUCCUUUUAUAGACGAGUUUAUUACAACUGUUGAUAAAGAUGACGGUAUCUGCUAUACGCAUCCUCAGAAUUUGCCUGGUGUUAAGCAAGAUGGCAGUGUAUCUCACUUCUUCCAUAGAGCAAUAAAAGCCUAUAACACUGGCACUCGGAAACGUCGAAAGAUACAUGGUGAUGAUCUGGGAGAUGUUCGUUGGCACAAGACUGGAAGGACCAAACCUGUUAUCUUGGAUGGGGUGCAAAAAGGGUGCAAGAAGAUCAUGGUUCUUUAUGUGAAUGUGCUCAAGGGUGGUAAAGCAGAGAAAACUAAUUGGGUCAUGCAUCAAUAUCACCUAGGUACGGGGGAAGAUGAAAUGGAAGGAGAUUAUGUUAUUUCCAAAGUGUUCUAUCAGCAACAGCAAGUCAAGCAGAGUGAGAAAGGUGAAGCCCCUUUAUCUGACGGAAUUGAUGAUGCACUAGUUACAGAUAUACAUCAGAUAUCCCCCAAGUCUGUCACUCCUGAAACAUCACGUCCUGAAAGGUGUUUUCCUGAUUAUGACGAGGAAAAAGACUUGGCUCCUACUUCAGUUGUUAUCCCUGCUAAGCAUAUUGAGUUGGAGUGUCAUGAAGAUGUAGUGAUCACUGUAUCUGAAAAGCAUAAUGAUCAAGAUCACUUUGUGGCUGAGAGUAAUGAUCAUCAAAUGGGAGUUGACGAUGAGAAGAAAGAUGGUGAUACCAUGAAUGGGUGUGACAAUGGUUCUCAGUAUCUGUUAGAUUCCGAAGAACUAGCUGAAGCAAUGACUUUACGUGAUGAACUUCUUCAGAGCCAGACUUCCAAUAAGAAUGUAAAUAUAAAAGAAGAAAUUAAUGGUAAGAGCAAAUCAUCUCAUACAGAUGACGAGAAUCAUGCUGGAGAAGACAUGAUUGGUUGGGGGGAUAGCGAGUCACAAUAUCUGUUAGAUUCCCAACAAAUGGUGGAAGCAAUGACUUUGUGUGAUGAACUUCUUCAGAGCCAGUCUCCAGAUAGGAAUGGGUCUGGUAUUCGGAAAUUUGAUGGUAAACCUAGUCUGUCUGAUUAUGCUUACCUAGGAUCAGAAACUUUGAAGAGGGAUUUAGAGGAUUGCCAAGCUUUAGCCCUUGAUCCAGCAAAUAUAGAUGUGGACUCAGCUCCUGAUUUUCGAUUGAGCCAGCUUGAGUUUGGAUCGCAGGACAGUUUUGUUCUUUGAAGUACAAGGACGUGCGACCGGGCGUGACCGAACAUAACCUAACCUUAAAAUGACUGCUAUUGAUCACUACCAGCUUUUGGCACAUUGUCCGGUGAUGUAAUUUUUGGGUAAUUGUAUAAAAACAACAAAUCUGAUGGUGCAGUUCCCAUCCAUGUUAUCUGGAUAUGUUCAGACAAGGGCUGUUAUUUUGACGUCUUGGCAAGGACCAAAUGUGACUUUCAAUGUAAAAACAUAUUAUGUGUUUUGUUGAUCAACUGCAUUUCAUGUAAUUAUGUUCUUAUUUUGUGA